AUGUCGAUGCGUCUAGCAACUUGGUUUCUACUGUUUUUUCUUAUAUCCUCAUCCAAAACAACAAAUAUCGACGACGACUCCAAUGAUGAUAUUGAAUUGACAAGUGAUAUGCCAAAUGUUUGUUCAAAAGUAGAAAUUCGAACUGUAACUAAGCUUAUUCCAUGUCUCAAAAGUUAUGAUCAUCUUGUUAAAGUAUGGUCACGUAAUUGUUCUAAUGGUCGUCGUAUAUGUCCAACAUAUGAGCACAGAACGGAAUAUUAUCGAAGUGAGCAGACAGUGACUGCAGAAGUAAAUGUAACCAUCUAUCACUGUUGUCUUGGAUGGACACGUCUCAUUCAAGAUUAUGGUUGUCCUAUCGCCAUGCAACCAAAUCGUGUACAACGAAAAAUUCCUCUACGACAUGCCAAUUCUCAUCAAUUAGAUUCAAUUCAUAACCGCUGUCCUCAUAAUCGUUUUGGUAUGCAUUGUGAAUAUUCAUGUGCUCAAUGUGUCUUCGGCACAUGUAAUUGGCGUGUGCGAACAUGCGAUUGUCAAUCGGGAAUUACUGGAUUAUUUUGUAAUCAAACAAAAAUGGGUGAAGAAAAUAUAGUUGAUGAAGCACAUCGAUGUCAAUUAUGUCAUAAAGGAAAUACGGCUUCAUGCCAUAUGGAAACUGGCAAGUGUCAAUGUUUGCCGGGCCAUCAAGGAAUUCGUUGCGAAGAAGAUUGUCCAAUUAAUUAUUAUGGUCAUGAUUGUAUUAAUCGAUGCAUAUGUCAAAAUGGAGGAAUAUGCGAUUCUCGUGAUGGCCAUUGCUUUUGUUUAUCUGGUUUCACGGGUGGUCGAUGUGAAUCUUCAUGUUCGCCAGGUACUUUCGGACAUAUGUGUUUGCAAAAAUGUCAAUGCACAGGAGAUAAUAUUUGUCAUCCUCGAACAGGCGAAUGUCAUUCAUCGUCUUGUAAUGGUGAUUCGAAAUGUUUAUUAGAACAACAAAGAAAAAAAUCUUUAAUAUCUUCAUGUCCCGAAGGUUACUAUGGCGCACCAAGUUGCCGUCAAAAAUGCAUGUGCAUGAAUAAUGCUCAAUGCGAAUCAACAUCUGGUCGAUGUCUAUGUCACUCGGGUCAUGCCGGACGAUAUUGUGAAAGAUCAUGUGAACGUGGUUGGUAUGGACCUGGAUGUAUUCAUCGAUGUAAUUGUCAUAAUGGAGCAACUUGUGAUGCGCGCACAGGAGUUUGCCUCUGUGGGAUAGGUGUAACAGGAAUAUUAUGUGAUCAAGAAUGUCCUGAAGGAACAUAUGGUCGCAAUUGUUCAGACAUAUGCCAAUGUAAAAAUAGUGCUCGAUGUAAUAGAAUAACAGGCUGUUGCUCCUGUCCCAUUGGAUACUAUGGUUCGACUUGUCAGUUCGAAUGCCGACCAUUUACACAUGGAUUUUAUUGUUCUCAAACAUGUAACUGUUCCAUAGAAAGAUCGGAUAGUUGUGACUCAAAAACAGGUAAAUGUCGGUGUAAAUCAGGCUUUUAUGGUGAUCAGUGUGAAACAGCAUGUCCUUUGGGCCGAUGGGGAGAUCAAUGCUUAAAUAAAUGCGAUUGCGAUGGAAAUUCAUGUGAUUCUAAAUCGGGUAUUUGUCAGUGUCCUGCUGGUCGAACUGGCAUUAGAUGUGAAGAUGAUUGUCCAACAAAUACAUUUGGCGUGGGUUGUAAACUAUGCUCAUGUCACUCGUUUCAAUUAUGCGAUAGUGUGACAGGCGAGUGUAGAUGCCCGUCGGGUUGGAAAGGCGAUGCCUGUCAAUUUCCCAUAACAGCAAACGGACCUGAUAUACCAGAAAGAGGCGAUAUGUAUAAGAAAGAUACAUAA
Rotaria socialis is the source of this 1830-nucleotide messenger RNA. Lineage: Eukaryota; Metazoa; Rotifera; Eurotatoria; Philodinida; Philodinidae. The record is from the annotation of a GenBank genome assembly.